Messenger RNA from Dentiscutata heterogama, 186 nucleotides. The record is from the annotation of a GenBank genome assembly. Lineage: Eukaryota; Fungi; Glomeromycota; Glomeromycetes; Diversisporales; Gigasporaceae.
AUGGCAAAAAGCAAGAAUCAUACUAAUCAUAAUCAAAACCGCAAGGCUCACCGAAAUGGUAUUAAAAAGCCUAAAACAUACCGAUAUCCAUCUCUGAAAGGAGUUGAUCCAAAAUUUCUUCGUAAUCAGCGUUAUGCUAAGAGGGGUACAUACCAAGCUCUGAAAGAAGCAAAAGCCGCUGCAUAG